AAGAAACUCUUACAUAUUCAAUUGUUUAUAAAGUGCAUAAUAAGAUUGAGUUGUCAUUUGAUGAAUAUUGGGAAGAACUAGGACAGGAAGGAUAUAUUGCAGCUAUAUUAGAUUCAAGGUUUAAAGACCUAAAUUUUGAAUCGAAAAAAUUUAA
Racocetra fulgida is the source of this 154-nucleotide messenger RNA. The record is from the annotation of a GenBank genome assembly. Lineage: Eukaryota; Fungi; Glomeromycota; Glomeromycetes; Diversisporales; Gigasporaceae.